GUUAAUAGUUAUCACUGACGAAACAUAUGUCUGUAUUUUCUUGUCUCGUCUUGGUCUUGCGAACCAUGUCUUAAACUCUGAAGCAACAAUUUAAUAUAAUUGGACGCUUUGUCUAUAUGUGGUCAUUUUUAAGCAUGCCGAGUAUUUGAAAGGAUUUUGCAAUCAAAAGUGAUAUCUAUUGACGUAUUCAGCACAUAAGCGGUUGAUAAUCGUAUUUUGGGUAAAAAAAAAAUAAAAUAGAAAUUUUUCAAAUUUCCAAAAUUCAAUUGAUUUUUUUACGUUUGUGUUUUAAAAAAAUGUAAAUAGUAUAAUAAUACAAUCAUAACAUUCAAUUAGUACUUAUUUAUUCAACUCAUAAUUUAGUGUAACAAAAGUCCUGCCAUCAAUUCAUGUUAACUGAAAACACAAGGCCAUCAACAACUUCAUACAAGUAAUAGUCAUGGCUAAGUGGUUGGAUUCAGACGAUCUACUUCCAUACGACAACCAAGUUGGAGGUCAUAAAUUUACUAAAGAAAAACCAUUAUUAGGUUUAUUGAAACAUAAAGAAGGUUACAUAUUGAAAUCAGUAGAAGGUGGUACCAAAGGAAAGAAUGAAGUACGAUUUUAUGAAGAAUUAUUAAAAAAUGAAAGCCUAAUUAAUCUCAGAAAGUUAGUUCCAUUAUAUUAUGGUACUGUUGCUGUUCAAAUAAAUUCUUUAGACAUGACAUUCAUUGUUUUGGAUGAUAUUACCACGGGCAUGAAAAAACCGUGUGUUAUGGAUGUAAAAAUUGGUUCACAGACGUGGGAACCAGGAUGUUCAGAAAAAAAAAAAAAUGAUGAAAAUGCCAAAUAUACAGAAUGUAAAGAGCAAUGGAGUUUUUGUAUACCAGGUUUUCAAGUGUAUGAUUUAUUAAAUUCCAAUGUGGCACAGCCACAGAAAUAUGAUAAAGAAUUUGGAAAAAGUUUAGAUCCAGGAAAAGUUAUCUCUGUGUUCGAGACAUUUUUAAACUUUAACAGCGGAUAUCUAGGUCUAGAAAAACUAGUUCAAAGCUUUACAGCCCAAUUGGAUCACAUAAGACGAUACUUCCAAACUCAAAAACAUUACCAUUUUUAUUCUAGUUCGGUACUGUUAGCAUAUGAUGCAGAAACAUUAAAAAAUGACAAAAGCACUUAUCCUUUGAUAAGAGUUUCAUUAAUAGAUUUUGCACAUGUAACUCCAGCUGAUGGUAAAAUUGAUUUAAACUAUUUACAAGGUAUUACUAAUUUAUGGACAUUGUUCCGAACACAAUUGUUACACAACAAUUAAUAUGAAUCUCUUCUUCAAUUGUUGGUGCCCAAUACUUAUUAAAUUAAUAUUUUUUUAGUUUUAAUGUUUAGCUUUACUUAUCUUAUUUUGUUCAUUAUUCUUAUUGUUUAUUAAUUUUGUCGACAACCAAAAGUAUAAAUAAAUUAUAUUUUAUUUAACAUCUAAAACCCAUACACUAUCAUACAAUAGUAAUUUUACUUUCUUUUCUAAUAGUGUAUUUAUUUAAGAUAAAAUGUAUAGAUUUUAAAUACAAUUUGUGUACCUUAAUAUAUAUUA
Molecule: messenger RNA, 1561 nt
Organism: Rhopalosiphum maidis (corn leaf aphid)
Lineage: Eukaryota; Metazoa; Arthropoda; Insecta; Hemiptera; Aphididae
Product: inositol polyphosphate multikinase beta-like
Exons: 6
Coding region: 440-1285 (281 amino acids)
Biological process (GO): inositol phosphate biosynthetic process
Cellular component (GO): cytoplasm; nucleus
Molecular function (GO): inositol-1,4,5-trisphosphate 3-kinase activity; inositol tetrakisphosphate kinase activity
Source: RefSeq, a predicted model, not a curated record